AUGGCUGACAUCAUUAACAAAGCCCGCAUCAGACAACGCUCUGUUGCCAUCACCCUACUUGAUCUGAAGAAUGCUUUCGGCGAAGUCCAUCAUAAUCUCAUCCAAUCAGUACUCGACUACCACCACAUCCCAGAACACAUAAAAUUCGUUAUAAAAAGUUUAUACACUGAUUUCCAAACCUCAAUAAUUACCUCCGAAUUCCGCACCCCUUUUAUAUCUGUUGGCCGUGGCGUAUUGAAAGGGGAUUGCCUCAGUCCUCUUCUUUUCAAUACAUGCUUCAAUACUUUCAUCCAACAUAUCAAAGCUGAAAAAUACCGUCAGUUUGACUUCUCCUUCAAGCUAUUAAAUCCUAUCCACUGGUUCCAGUUCGCUGAUGACGCAGCCGUAAUCACUGGCCAAGAAUCUGAAAACCAGCAUCUCUUAAAUCGUUUUUCCAUCUGGUGCCAAUGGUCCAAUAUGAUUAUCAGAGUCGAUAAAUGUAGUACCUUUGGCAUCAAGAAAGCCAUCACAAAAUCAGUCCAAUAUUUGCCCAAACUCCUCAUCAACAAUAAUCUGAUACCAGCAAUAAAGAUUGGAGAAGCAUUUCAAUAUGUAGGACGUUACUUUGAUUUUAACAUGUCGAAUAACAACCAUAAGACUGAACUAACCACUCUCGUUAACGAACUAAUGACUGAUAUUGACUCGAAGCCACUCCACCCAAGAAAUAAGCUUCUCGUGUACAGUCGUUAUGUCUUAUCCAAAUUAUCCUGGCAUUUCACCAUCGCAACACAUUCUAAAACAUGGGUUAUUGAAAAUAUUGAUCCUGCAGUCAACCAAUACAUUCGUAAAUGGCUUGAAAUUCCAAUGUCAGGAACACUAAGUACUGUUUUUCUAACCCGUAACAAAUUUGGUCAAAGUAUUUGCCCUCCAUCGGUGAAAUUUAUCCAAUGCCAAACAGUUCUUCGAAAAGCUUUAAAACUUUCUCCUAAUCAAUCAAUUAACGAACUGUGGAAAUCUACUAAUACUCAUACUAAUGGCCAAAACGACUUUUAUAACUCAACCAAAGAAGUGCUUAAAGAUUUUCGCUCUGAACAUGAAGAUAAACUCAAAAACCAAUUAACUUGUCAGGGAUCCUUUUUCUCUAAUGUAACAAGGUUCUCCUUGUUGCAUCUUAACAAAGUGUGGUCUACUGCUCAAUCAAAACUUCCGAAAAACAUUUAUAACUUUACUAUACGCUAUAUUAAUAACUCUCUUCCGACACGUAAGAACCUUAGCAGAACCUAA
This is a messenger RNA of Paramuricea clavata, 1263 nucleotides long. NCBI's taxonomy places the organism in Eukaryota, Metazoa, Cnidaria, Anthozoa, Malacalcyonacea, Plexauridae. The record is from the annotation of a GenBank genome assembly.